UCCGCGCCCCGGGCAUGUCUCUGCGGUCCCGGCGCCCGCCCGCCUGAGCCGCCGGCGCGUGUGGCCGCGCUCCCGCCCGCGUUCCCUCCGUCGGCGCCCGGAGCAGCGGCCUCGGUGCGCCCCUGGCCGGUCCCCCACGCUGCCGCCCGCCGCGGGCCCGUCCGCCAUGCAGGCGCGGGCGCUGGUCCUGGCCGCCCUGGUCGCGCUGGCGCUGGCCCGGGAGCCUCUGGCCACGUCGUGCCCCGCGCGCUGCGACGUGUCGCGGUGCCCGAGUCCCCGCUGUCCCGGCGGCUACGUGCCCGACCUCUGCAACUGCUGCCUGGUGUGCGCCGCCGUCGAGGGCGAGCCGUGCGGCCGCGCCGUAGACUCGCCGUGCGGGGAGAGCCUGGAGUGUGUGCGCGGCGUGUGUCGGUGUCGCUGGGCGCACGCCGUGUGCGGCACCGACGGGCACACCUACGCCAACGUGUGCGCGCUGCAGGCGGCCAGCCGCCGCGCGCUGCAGCUCUCCGGGACGCCCGUGCGCCAGCUGCAGAAAGGCGCCUGCCCAUCGGGUCUCCACCAGCUGACCAGCCCGCGGUAUAAAUUCAACUUCAUUGCUGACGUGGUGGAAAAGACGGCGCCGGCCGUGGUCCACAUAGAACUCUUCCUGAGACACCCUCUGUUCGGCCGCAACGUGCCCCUGUCCAGCGGCUCAGGCUUCAUCAUGUCGGAGGCUGGCUUGAUCGUCACCAACGCACAUGUGGUGUCCAGCACCAACACCGUCUCGGGCCGGCAGCAGCUCAAGGUGCAGCUGCAGAAUGGUGACACCUACGAGGCCACCAUCAAAGACAUCGACAAGAAGUCGGACAUCGCCACCAUCAAGAUCCAUCCCAAGAAAAAGCUCCCGGCGCUGUUGCUGGGCCGCUCGGCAGACCUGCGGCCCGGCGAGUUUGUGGUGGCCAUUGGUAGCCCAUUCGCCCUACAGAACACCGUGACCACGGGCAUCGUCAGCACAGCCCAGCGGGACGGCCGGGAGCUGGGCCUCCGGGACUCAGACAUGGACUACAUCCAGACGGACGCCAUCAUCAACUACGGGAACUCCGGGGGACCGCUGGUGAACCUGGAUGGCGAGGUCAUUGGCAUCAACACGCUCAAGGUUGCGGCCGGCAUCUCCUUCGCCAUCCCCUCAGACCGCAUCGCGCAGUUCCUCACGGAGUUCCAGGGCAAGCACGGUAAAGACUGGAAGAAACGCUUCAUUGGCAUACGGAUGCGGACCAUCACACCAAGUUUGGUGGAGGAACUAAAGGCCAGCAACCCAGACUUCCCGGCGGUCAGCAGUGGAAUUUACGUGCAAGAGGUUGUCCCAAAUUCACCUUCUCAGAGAGGGGGCAUCCAAGAUGGCGACAUCAUCGUCAAGGUCAAUGGGCGCCCUCUGGCCGACUCGAGCGAGCUGCAGGAAGCCGUCCUGACCGAGUCCCCCCUGCUGCUGCAGGUGCGGCGGGGGAACGACGACCUGCUUUUCAGCAUUGUGCCCGAGGUCGUCCUGUGA
Lipotes vexillifer (Yangtze River dolphin) is the source of this 1528-nucleotide messenger RNA. RefSeq names its product HtrA serine peptidase 3 (gene HTRA3). The record is from RefSeq and is a predicted model, not a curated record. Gene Ontology annotation, cellular component: extracellular region. The coding region runs from base 167 to 1528 and encodes 453 amino acids. Gene Ontology annotation, molecular function: protein binding; serine-type endopeptidase activity. Gene Ontology annotation, biological process: proteolysis. Lineage: Eukaryota; Metazoa; Chordata; Mammalia; Artiodactyla; Lipotidae. The transcript is spliced from 9 exons.